This is a messenger RNA of Tarenaya hassleriana, 1660 nucleotides long. Its product is annotated as UPF0496 protein At1g20180-like. The record is from RefSeq and is a predicted model, not a curated record. NCBI's taxonomy places the organism in Eukaryota, Viridiplantae, Streptophyta, Magnoliopsida, Brassicales, Cleomaceae.
GUCGCUUCUCAAUCUUCUUUUUCUUCUCCUUAGUUUCCUCCUCUUCCUCUCUCUCUCUCUCUAACCAAUCAAAUCUUUAUACACAUAAGUGUAUAUAUAUAUAUAUAUAUUCUCAUACACAAAUUCUUCUGUAUAUAUAUAUAUAUAUCCUUGAAUAUCCAUCAGUCUUUGAUCAGAUACGAUUUUGAGUUCUCGUAGAAGAUGUUGAAGUUCAUAAAAUUUAAGAGUUCCAGAUCAAAGUCUUCCUCUGCAAGAAAAGGAAAGUCCCAGAAGGAAUGCGUUAGAAACUUGACCUCCAAGGCAAGCUUGAACGAAGAGUACAAGGAAGCUUUCAGAACAAACUCCUACCUGGAAAUCAAAACAAAAGCAGAAGGACAGUUGGGAAGAACACUCUGUGAUCGGCUCUCUUCUUCUCCAUCCUCAUCAUCAUCUCUCGGUUUCCAAGUACAUUUCACGGAUUACUUGCUCGAGCCUCGCCAAGAAACCGUUCACGCCCUUAUGCAAGAACUGCGUUUCCACCGUCUGGUCGUGAAGUUCUUCGAUUCUAGCUCGGAGGCGUGCUAUAUCUGCGAGUCUAUCCUCAAGUGCGUCCACCAAACACGGGCUAAUCACAGGAAAAUCAAAAGGGUGAUCAAGAUCAGCAAGAAGGUUUGUGGCGAUGGUAAAAGUUCAGAUCUUUCCCCUGAAAGGGUUUUCAGUCUGGUAUUGGAAGAGCUUUCAAGGUUCACGUCGCUGGAAAAUCCGCUGUGCAACGUAAACGAGGCCGAGUUUCGAUGUUUUCACGACUCAAACGCGGAACUUCUGGCGAGAUUGAUGUCGAAGAGGAGAAGAAUCAUAAGGAAAGUAAAGUUCUUUAGAUUCUUCAAGAAAGCCGGAGGCUACGGCCUGGUGAUAUCCCACAGCGUAACCGUGGUUGCGUUGCUGGUUUUCGCUCGGCAUUCUGCCGCACCUGCAUUGCUGGCUCUAUGCUCUUCAGGAUUGCUGAAGAACAAGAAUAAGAAGAAGAAGAAGAAAAAGAUGGAGACAAAGAUGAUGAACAAGACGGAUGUGUCGGAGGAGAAGCUCGUAACACAACUCGACAUUGCAGCGAAAGGGAUGUUCAUACUGAUGAACGAUUUCGAUACGCUGAGUCGGCUGGCGGGAAGAUUGUCGGAUGAGAUAGAUCACAGGAAAACAGUGGCUGCGAUGUGCGUGAAGAGUCUGAAAACCGAGGUUCUGAAAGAGGCGGUGAAUGAGUUCGAUGCCCACGAGGAGAGGUUUUCAGAACAGCUGCAGGAGCUGGAAGAACACGUGUAUCUGUGUUUCCACACCAUCAACAGAUCAAGAAGAAUGGUGUUGGAGCAGAUAACAGGACCUCCUCAAGAACUGGAGCAAUGUUCUUGAUUCUUUUGUUCUGUUGUUGCUUUUGUGUACAGAAGCAAGCGUAAAUUAAGGGGAAAGGAUUCUGACAAGAAAAACAGCGAUUAAUUAAAGAGGAUCUAUGCUUAAAGAUUCUACUUUGCUCUUAAUGAAUCCGUUGGUUUAUUAUCCAAUGAUCCCAGAGAAAAUUUGUGAAAAAGGGUUUAUGAGAAAUCGAGAGAAUAUGGUGAAUCUCUUGGCAUAUCAUAUUUAAUAUUUUUGAUUGAACCCAAUCUUCUUUGUAUUCCGAAUUUCUGAUAAC